UCUAAGCAGUCAGACAUGGCUGUUCCCGGGAGGAGACAGCGGAGAAGGGUUGGCCGGGGAAGGGGGUGGCUCGCAGGGGGCGGAGCGCUUCUCCUCCACGGGCGGUGUCAGCCGAAGAAAACGGGACAGAGGGGCAGAGAGAGGCCGACAGAGGGAUUCAUUUCCCCCGGUGGUUUCACUGAUCUGCACCAGCGGACUUCAGGUGUCAGAAUGUCAACACAGGUCAGUGCUGAGGAGAUGGAGGAGAUCACGGAGGCCUUCCAGAAAGUGGAUGUGGAUGGUAAUGGCUACAUCUGUGCUUCUGAACUGGGCACACUUUUCCACGAGGUGCGCUGUCCCAUGGCCGGAUACCAGAUCAGAGAACUCCUGCAGAAGCUGGACCGAAACAACGACAGUCAGAUCAGUCUGGAUGAGUUCACGGCUAUCUUCAAGGAUCUAAAGGAUGACAAGCUAGCCCAGGGUUUCAAGACGGCUCUGAACAAGAAGGAAGGCAUCGUAGCUAUCGGAGGCACGAGCGAGAUCUCCAGUGAAGGAACUCAACAUUCAAUCUCUGAGCAGGAGCGUUUUGCUUUUGCCAACUACAUCAACUCUUCUUUGGAGAAGGAUCCAGACUGUCAACAUGUUCUGCCCAUUAACCCCAACACUGAAGCUCUGUUUAAAGCUGUGGCAGAUGGCAUUUUGCUUUGUAAACUCAUCAACCUCUCUGUUCCUGACACCAUUGAUGAGAGGACCAUCAAUAAAAAGAAACUCACUCCUUUCACCAUACAGGAAAAUCUGAACUUGGCUCUGAAUUCAGCUUCAGCCAUCGGUUGUCAGGUCAUCAAUAUCGGAGCUCAGGAUCUGAAGGAGGGAAAACCUCACCUGGUGCUCGGACUUCUCUGGCAGAUUAUUAAGAUCGGACUCUUCGCUGAUAUACAGUUGAGCCGAAAUGAAGCCAUAGCAGCGCUGCUUGAGGAAGGUGAGAGUCUGGAAGAGUUGAUGAAACUCACUCCUGAAGAGCUGCUGCUGCGCUGGGCCAACUUCCACUUAAAGAAAGUUGGCAUGAGCAUAUCAAACUUCUCAGGAGAUAUUAAGGACUCCAAAGCGUACUACCACCUGAUUCAGCAGAUUGCUCCAGACGGCAGCAAGGAGGACGUUCCUCGAGUUGACAUUGAUAUGUCGGGUGUAUAUGAGAAGGAUCUCAUGAAGAGAGCCGAUUGUAUGCUGGUACAGGCCGACCGCCUGGACUGCCGACAGUUUGUAACGGCUACAGAUGUCGUUGGUGGAAACGCAAAGCUCAACAUGGCCUUUGUUGCAACACUUUUCAACAAGCAUCCGGCUCUCACCAAACCAGAGGACCAAGACUGGAAUGUUGCAAGUGAGACCAGGGAGGAGAGGACCUUCAGGAACUGGAUGAACUCUCUUGGAGUCAAUCCACAUGUUCACCACAUCUACGGUGAUCUGAUGGAUGCCAUGGUGAUUCUGCAGCUUUAUGAAAAGAUUAAGGUGCCAGUGGACUGGGACAGCAAAGUCAACCUUCCUCCCUUCAAGGGAGGAGGAGGCCAUAUAAAAAAGAUUGAAAACUGUAACUACGCUGUGGAACUGGGUAAAAACAAAGCAGGUUUUUCCUUGGUGGGAAUUGGCGGACAGGAUCUGUACGACGGAAAUGAAACUCUGACCCUGGCCCUGGUGUGGCAGCUGAUGAGGAGGUACACUUUGAAUAUCCUGGAAAACCUUGGAGACGGAGAAGUUGCUGGAGAUGAUCUGAUAAUUGCCUGGGUGAACAAGACUUUGGCUGAAGCCGGCAAGAGUUCAUCUAUCAAAAGCUUUAAGGACAAAACAAUCAGUACCAGUCUUCCAGUUCUGGACCUCAUUGAUUCCCUCCAGCCACAAAGUGUGAACUUUGAGCUGGUAAAAACUGGAAGUCUCUCAGACGAAGACAAGCUGGACAAUGCAAAGUAUGCCAUCUCCAUGGCGAGGAAGAUCGGCGCUAAAGUCUACGCCCUGCCCGAGGACUUGGUGGAAGUCAACCAGAAAAUGGUGAUGACCAUCUUCGCCUGCCUGAUGGGGAGAGGCAUGAAGAGGGCGUAACGGAGACACACAUGAACACACAGUCCACACUCACACAUGUACUGACUCGAUGAAGAGAGUGAACACAGCUUUAUUGUUUCGUUCCUUAAAGUGGUUUUUCUGUGGUGGCCAAAACAGAAGUGAAUCUACGGUAUUCUGCAUCCAUUGUGUUGGUCGACACCAACGACAUGGAGCUCAACAGGAAUUAGAAUUUUUAAAUAGCCACAGACCUAGCAGGAAAGUGGAACUGCUAUAAUGGCUACAUGACAUUAAUGUUUUGCUUUGGUUUGGGUAUUUUCUGGAUGUCGGUUUUGCUCUCAGCAGCCACUGCUGAGUGAUUCUCAGACGCUCACAGAUGUGAAUGUCAGUGUGAAUGUGUCUGAACUGGAGAGGGGGCGCCCUGUGACCCUAUGGAGCGAAACCUUGUUAAGAAAAUGUGUUUUUAGGUCUAGAAGCUAUGACACAUGGGAAAUAUAAAGACAGCCACCACUUCACAUAUCUCAGCCCCGUUGGUUUAGCUCAGAUUUUUUUUUCUUCUAAUGGAAUUUUGCUGCAGUCUUAUCUUUGCAUUCCUGCUAUUUUUCUCCAAACAAACUUGACAUUUUAUCAGUUGGAAUGCCUUAAAAUUCCCCAUGUGUCACUGUCUAAGUCCUGCUGUUCCUCCCCAUGCCAGCCUGUUCACACUAAGAGCAUUUAUUGUACUAAAGCCAUAAUAAUCUUUACCCUUUGGGCCUUUUUUAAAAGCAAAAUAAAUGACCAAAGCAGUGCUAGAAUAUAGUUUUUGUCUAGUUUAUGGACACUAGAAUACAAAGAAUACUUACUUUAGCUACUUUCAGGAGAAGUAUCCUGAGGAUAAUUAAUGGAUUGUAAUGUACUGAGGUACUUGUAAUUGAUUUUCUGUUUAGUUUAAGAGAUUAAAGAAACAUCUGUAUCUUAAUGGGUCUUUUUCAUUUUUUAAAAACACCUCCAUUACAAUCCAACAAUUGAUCCAUUAUUUAACCCCAAGUCUGGGAUUUGUAAACCUGAAACAGAACCAGGAAAUAAACUGGACUUAUACUAUAACUCUAAUAGUAUAAGAUCAGUGGAGAAGUUUCUUUUCAAACAAGAUGUAACACGUCAAAGCUGCUACUGCUUUCACAUAAUCUCAUAAAGAGAAGAUGAUAAAUGCCUGAAUUGUCUUCGUAGUUAGUGUUUUGCCCUCUAAAAUCACAAUGCUAUCUGGAGAUGAUUCCCAGACUACAGUAAAACAACGGCUCAAUUUAGUGACUUUGGUUGUUCAGGAGGGAAAAACUCCAACUAAGAUACUGUUGAUUUUUACCAUUUUGACUCAGUGCUGCAGUUAAAUAUGUGGAAACUUACGGAUGUUUGUUCCUACUGCUGCUGUUAACAUUCUACUUUUGCGAUGUUUUUUCCUCUUCAUCUCAAGUACUUCCCAAUAAAGCCCUUUCCAGUUGGUUUACUAUCUUUAUCAGUUGUUUGGAUUGUCACUGUGGUCAAAAAUGCAGUUUUACACGCGAGCAAUACUUCCCGAAUUCAGUGUGUACGAUCACUUAUCUAAAAUAAAAGCAUUUUUUUCCAGAAAA
This is a messenger RNA of Acanthochromis polyacanthus (spiny chromis), 3632 nucleotides long. Its product is annotated as plastin-3-like. The record is from RefSeq and is a predicted model, not a curated record. Bases 16 to 2070 code for a protein of 684 amino acids. Gene Ontology annotation, biological process: actin filament network formation; actin filament bundle assembly. Lineage: Eukaryota; Metazoa; Chordata; Actinopteri; Pomacentridae. The transcript has 16 exons. Gene Ontology annotation, cellular component: actin filament bundle; actin filament; cytoplasm. Gene Ontology annotation, molecular function: actin filament binding; calcium ion binding.